AAAAAAAUCAUUGAGCAUGUGGGUCAUAGUUCUAAUUUUCUUAUGUUCGUUUCACAUUUGUCUGCAAUCCAGCAAUAACCGAUUUAAAUCCCUGGUAAUGUCUUUUGAAAUUAAGUAAGCGGUCCGCCUUUCAGUACACGAGCAGUUAAUAGUCAAUAGAUAGCUUAUCGAUAUGUUGGACACUGCGCUGCUGACGUUAGUCCAUCGCUAAUAAUAAUCAAUAAACAGAGCAAUUUUGGACAGCAAUUUCUUUUGGUAAAAAAAAGUGCAUAAAUUGUAUGCAAAGUGUGUGUUAAAUAAAACGUCGGUGAGUGGAAACAAUGUCCAACGAUAAAGUGGACGAGUGUGAGAAGAAACAGAAGGUGGAACAAACAAAACAGCAGCAGACAAAUAGCGAGGAGUCGCCAGAUGAUGAGUCCGAAUCAGAUGAGUAUCAAUCGGCGGGUGAGGGAGACGACGAUGGCGACGGCGACGGCGACGGUGAUGAUGGAGGCGUUUUAAAAGAAGCAGAGAGAGAAAGAAAAACAACAUCAACAACAUCAACAACAACAACAACAAUUGAUCCGCUGCCAGAUGAUUGUGUUGAGUAUCCAAUGCAUCGUAGUGUUUUUGAGAAUGAUAUACGAACGCUGCAACGUCGUUUACUUUUGAGCACGGCCUCAACGGAGGUGGCAGCCAGAGAUAGGCACGGCAACACUCCCCUCCACCUGGCUGUCAUGUUGGGCCGCAAUUGCUGUGUGCGUUUGUUGUUGGCACACAAUGCUCCCGUCAAGGUGAAGAACAACGAGGGCUGGUCACCACUUGCCGAGGCUAUAAGCUAUGGUCACCGCCAGACGAUAACGCAAUUGCUGCGCAUGCUGAAGCUGCAGUCACGGGAGCACAUGGAGAGUCGCCGGGAGCGUCUUGUUCAGGCGCUGCGACAAAUGCAGGACUUUUAUAUGGAAUUUAAAUGGGACUUUCAGUCGUGGCUGCCGUUGGUCUCGAGGAUUUUACCCUCCGACAUCUGUCGGCUGUACAAAUGUGGCGCCUCAUUGCGCCUGGACACCACACUGGUGGAUUUCAAUGAUAUGCGCUGGGAUCGUGGUGAUAUCUCGUUUCUAUUUAGGGGAGAGGCGCCGCCAAAUGAAUCCCUUGUGUUGCUGGACAAUGAACAGCAGUGCUAUCAACGCUUGCGCUAUGAGGAAUCCGACAUGGAGGAUGAGGUGGAUGUGCUCAUGUCCACGGACAUCUUGGCCACACAAAUGUCCACCAAGACCAUACAGUUUGCACGCGCUCAACGUGGCUGGUUAUUUAGGGCGAAUCGCAAGGAAUUGAUUGGUGGACAGUAUCAAUGUGAGAUCUAUACCAUACAGGGAUUGGUAUUGAAGCAGCGCAAGCGACGGGAGCACUUGUCCAAUGAGGAUUUGCAAAAGAAUCGCGCUAUUGUCGAGACAAUCACCAAGGGAGGAGGAAGCGGUGGAGGAGGAGGCGGAAGCGGACUGGAUACAAAUGCGGCUACAACGCCCACGGGCAGCAAUCUCACAUUGCCAGAGCUACCGCGUCGCAGCUCCUUGCAGCCACCACCGGCCACAAGUGUCAGCUGGGCGGAAUACCUAGAUGCACCCAUUGGCAAAUGUCCGCAACUUGGACGCACUCCCGUCCACAAGCAAUCCAAUAAAACGCUACGUGCCACUGUUGCCAUGAGCGCCGAUUUUCCGCUCAGUGUGGACAUGUUGCUGGAUGUGCUCGAGGUGAUUGCGCCACUUAAGCAUAUCAACAAGUUGCGCGAAUUUGUUACACUUAAAUUACCAACGGGUUUUCCGGUUAAAAUUGAAAUUCCUGUACUGCAUACGGUCACGGCGAAGGUGACAUUUCAAAAAUUUGAAUUUCGAGAUAAUAUACCAGCGAAAUUGUUUGAGAUACCCUCGCACUAUUGGGAGGAUGUGCGACGUUUUCAGGACUUAUGACCUAGCGAUGAAUCAUCGUCAUCCUCAUCAGCUGCCAAUACGCCGAGCGUUUCCAAGCAGAUGGAUUUAAAUAGCAACAGCAGCAAAACUAAACGAUCCUCAUCCCUUGGCGACUUAGAUUAAGGAGCAGUUGUACAAUUUCCUCAAUUUCCUCCUCGUCUCUUCAAUAUGUAUUUGAGUCGGCAACUAAAUUGCAAUUUUCACCAUAAAAUUAUCAAUUAUUUAAAUUAUCAAUGUGUCCAAUUUUUAUUUUGUUUAUUGUUUGUUUUAUUAAAAUGUUACGCUCUGAAAAUUGCAAUUUCCAAACCAAAAAACAGAAAAAGAAAAUUCUAAUUUGUUAUGGACAUUAGUUUAAGUGACAUAAUUCUGCUGUUAUUCUCUCGAUCAGUCACAAAUCUCUAAUCUCUCUCUAUUUUAACAUUCGUUAAUCAAUUGAUGUAUUUCUUGUUGCUUGACUUAACUUAAACAUUCUACAUAGAUUUGUCAUUGUUUUUUUAUUAUCUAAUCACGACUCUGUGCUCCGGACCCAUUUAUCAUUAUCUGGUCUAAUGAUUCAGUUUGGCAAUAGAAAUAAUUAAGCUGACUAAACACAUUUUCAAUUGAAAACGAGCUAAAACAAAACAGCUUAUCAAAUUUUAAAGCAAAUCGAAGGUUUAUACCAGGGGUCACAAAAAAGUGAUCUAGAGGAAAGAG
Molecule: messenger RNA, 2639 nt
Organism: Drosophila innubila
Lineage: Eukaryota; Metazoa; Arthropoda; Insecta; Diptera; Drosophilidae
Product: ankyrin repeat domain-containing protein 13C
Exons: 1
Coding region: 321-1946 (541 amino acids)
Cellular component (GO): cytoplasm
Molecular function (GO): protein binding
Source: RefSeq, a predicted model, not a curated record